AUGGCUUCUCCAGCUGUGCUUGGCUCGAAGGCCUUGCGAGCUAGUAGCCGUCACGCCUCCGUCCGCUCCCUGCAGAGGCGAGGUCUAGCAGCAGCAGCUUCCGGCAGCUUUCAAUAUGAGACUGGGGAUGCUGCGGGUGUUAAAUUCGCAAGCAGGGAUAUUCCAGGACCAACAACCACACUCACCGUUGUCGCGAAAGCCGGAACCAGAUAUCAGCCUUUGCCAGGGUACACCGAUGCCCUUGAGAAGUUUGCUUUCAAGUCUACCACGAGACGGUCCACCUUGCGCAUCACCCGAGAAGCAGAACUACUAGGCGGCGAGCUGGGUGCAUACCACUCCCGGGAAAGCCUUGUUCUCCGAGCCAAAUUCCUCCGAGAAGAUCUGCCUUAUUUCACUGAGCUGCUGGGAGAAGUUAUAAGCAAAACCCGAUACACAACACACGAACUGGACGAAGAGGUUCUUAAUGUCAUGAAGUUGGCGCAAAAAGGUCUUUUGGGAAGCCCCUUGUCUCUGGCCGUCAACUCCGUCCACGGCGUUGCAUUCCAUCGCGGACUCGGUGAACCAUUGUAUGCGACGUCCUCGGUACCACAGCUCGGCUAUCUCGACGCAGAAGACAUUGCCAAGUUUAGCGAGAGUGCGUACACGAAGGAGAACAUCGCUGUCGUCGCCAACGGAGCCAGUCAUUCGGAGUUCUCAAAAUGGGUGGGAGAGUUCUUUCAAGACGUUCGGGGCGGCUCUAAGCUCUCUGGCCCGGCCUCAAAAUACUACGGUGGUGAAGAAAGAAUUGCCCAUGGAUCUGGCAGCGUCAUGAUUAUCGGUUUCGAAGGCUCUAGUUCAUUUACGGCUGGUUCGACCUACAAGCCAGAAAUCGCUGUGCUCGCCGCCUUGCUUGGAGGAGAAAGCACUAUCAAAUGGUCGCCUGGCUUCUCUUUGCUCGCCAGAACUGCGGACAAUUUCCCCGGCGUGCGCAUUUCUACCCAACACGCCGGGUAUUCGGACGCUGGCCUGUUGUACGUAACAUUAACCGGCAACGCGGCUCAGAUCGCAAAAGCGAGCAAAGAAGUUGUCGAGACGCUCAAGAAGGUCGCUGGUGGUGACGUCGCGGAGGAGGAUAUGAAGAAGGCGAUUGCACUAGCCAAGUACAGGGCGCUUGAAGCUGGGCAGCAGACACAGGCUGGGCUCGAGGCAACUGGCAACGGUCUGAUCGAAGGUGGCUCGCCUUUCCAAAUUGACGAGAUCGGGUCAUCAAUCAGCAAGGUGUCGGCGGACAAGGUCAAGGCAGCGGCGAAGGACCUCUUGGAGAGCAAGGCGUCCGUAUCAGCAGUUGGAGAUCUUUUCAGACUACCUUUUGCAGAAGAGAUUGGCCUGAAGGUCUGA
Cladophialophora yegresii CBS 114405 is the source of this 1377-nucleotide messenger RNA. Its product is annotated as ubiquinol-cytochrome c reductase core subunit 2. The transcript is spliced from 4 exons. The record is from RefSeq and is a predicted model, not a curated record. Gene Ontology annotation, cellular component: mitochondrion. Lineage: Eukaryota; Fungi; Ascomycota; Eurotiomycetes; Chaetothyriales; Herpotrichiellaceae. Gene Ontology annotation, molecular function: metal ion binding. Bases 1 to 1377 code for a protein of 458 amino acids.